Molecule: messenger RNA, 11110 nt
Organism: Sus scrofa (pig)
Lineage: Eukaryota; Metazoa; Chordata; Mammalia; Artiodactyla; Suidae
Gene: CHD1
Product: chromodomain helicase DNA binding protein 1
Biological process (GO): nucleosome organization
Cellular component (GO): chromatin; nucleus
Molecular function (GO): histone binding; DNA binding; ATP hydrolysis activity
Source: RefSeq, a predicted model, not a curated record
GCUCCAAUUUGACCCCUAACCUGGGAACUUCUAUAUGCUGCAGGUGCAGCAUUAAAAAGCAAAAAAAAAUUUAAAAGUGAACUGACAAGGUUGUUACAAUUUUCCACUUACCCUAGUAUUUCUCCAUAGUCUCAAGUCAUUCUAAAGUUCUGUGGAGUCAUAAAGUAUAUUAUAAUCUUAUCAGAAAUAUAAAUCUCCAAGGCCCAACAUUUUAUUGCAAACUUUGCAAGAUUUUUUUCUUUUUUUUUUUGCCAAGAAAAGGUCUCGAUUGUAUGCAGAUAUCACAUCUAAAUGACAACUCAGUAGUUUAAAAACACCUGACAGGUGCUUUCAGAAAACAUAAAACAGAUUAACCCCAUACAGUAAUCCUUUUUGGUACACAAAGAUAAAAUGUAGUAGAGUUAUAAUUGAAGACUUUAUUACCUGAGUCACACUUCCGAUUAAAAAAUUGUCUGCCAUGUUUUUUUGUGACUUUUAUUUUUUUACUUACCACUCUAGUAAUCCAAGAAAAAAAAAAUCAGUCCAAGGAACAGGAAGUUCCUAUUAUUAAGAGAUGUUAUCAUAUUUUUAAAGCACAAUAUUAGAAGUUAGCACUUAAGUUCCUAUUUACAGGGACUCCAGAGAUGAGAGAUUUCUAUGAUCUUAUUAUCCUUCACAACCCAACAUUAUGGUUAUUUAAAUAACUAGAAAAAAAGGGGGAGGGAGAAGCUGAGUACAGAUUUUUGCAAACUAUGGUGAUGUUUCAUUUUGUUUCACUGCUCCCUGACAACAAAUAUUUUCUCUCUUUUUUUUUUUUUUUUUUUUGAGUAAACUACCGUGUACCUGUUUCUUUCCCUACUCCCCAAGUGUGGUAUACCCUUCCACAUAACGAAUACAUAUUUUGGGUUAUGUUUGGAGAUUUUUUUUUUCUUUUGAAGGCUUUGAACCAAAAUGCCUAAACAGACAGUAGGCUAAAACAUGAAUAUUUCUCAUAGGUGAAAAUAAUUAUUUGGGGAAUGCUGAUAAGCAUUCGAACUCAUCUGACUUGGAAGGUGGACCUUUACAUCAGAUCAAGUAACUGAAAAAUGGGAUUAGAAAGUUUCAAAAAUUAUUAACUGGGGACGACUCAAGACUGAUCUGAGGACGAGAAAAAUAAUGAAGUGUAAAGGAAUUUUUAUUUUGAAAAAAGUUUUCAAAAGAGCGAAGCAGGACACCACCGUGAAAGAUGUGUUUCCUUCCACAGAUAUAAAAAGGUUGUUAACUAAGACCCGCAGCUACAGUUAUGAAAGAAACCGUCAACUAUAUUGCAGUACGUUAAACUGAGACAGUUAUUAACGUCCUUCGUGUUGCACUUUUGUUGCGAUUAGGCACGCACUCUCCACCCCGCCCUCCAGGCGGGAACCUAGAAAGGUUGUAAAAGUUUUUUUUUUUUUACUGAACCGGGCGUGCGCUAUCCAGAAACGAAUCAAAAAGCGUCACAGCGUGUCAACAACCCGGUCUGUAUUUUCUCUCCGCCUCCUCAGGUAUCCGGCUCUUACCGGACUUCAGGUCUCCGAGGGAGGCUUUGUCUAAAGUCGCCUAAGCGUAGGAAGCGGCGGGAGGUGACCACAGUUGCCAAACAGUUGGGUUCCCCGGCUGCCUGGUGUGACGCAUCAGCCCCCCUCCCAGACAAGCGUUCAGACCCGGCGGGGGGCCCAUAGGAGCCGCAGGCCAAGGCCAGGGCAACUAGACCCCACGCACGACCCCACCCUUGCGGCUUAUCCAGCACAGCCCUUCCGCAGCUCCCCGAACCCCAUUAUAGUCUUCAAAAUUUCCCCACCCCCGUUUCCCUAGUUCCUUCUCAGCCUCUCGGUCGCGACGUCCUUACGCAACCGUCCCGAGUGACAGGAGCGUCCAUACCCGCAUGGAGCGAGCUUGCAGCUCCCGCUUCCCGGACAUUCAACUUGGGCCACUAAGGUAGGGAGCUGGAGCAAGGAUCACCGACCCACCGCCGUAACCAGAGUCCGACAGCCUCUGCGCGGCCUGCGUGCGCGUUCCACCAGUGCCCCCACCACUCGCCACCCCACCAAUCACUUUAUUCCUACGCCCCACGACUCCAAAACGUAGCCCCACCCACCCACCGCGCGCCAGCUGGUGGAGUUCGGCGUGCGCGCGCCCGCUCGUCCGCCUCGCGUCCAGUGGGGAAGGGGAGUGAGCAGAGCUUACGUCGCGCGGGAGGCGGAGACGUCGGCGACCUCGGUGGCGGCGGCGGCGGAGGCGGCUACGACGGAGACGGUUGCGCUCGCUCUCUCGGCGUCAUGGCGGCUGCCGGGAGCCGAUAAGCGGCGGGAGCGAGAGCGCGCGCGUGGCCGCGGCGACGACGACGGCUUGUUAGUUCUCGCUUUUGCUGCCCUCGCCGUUGGUGCUUCAAUAAUGAAUUGAUUAUUGGAUCCGCUCCACAGGGGAUCACGCGUUGGAGCCGCGGGCCGGGGCUUCCCCUUCCCCUCCGCGUCUUUCCCCUCCCCCUUUCCCCUCACGGACUCCUGCUUACCCCGAAACGCCCGGAGCCCGAGGACUCACUCCGCGACAGAGACCGCGGGCCCGGGCGCGGGGGAGGCCGCCGAUCCAGUCGGCUCCCUCCGCCCCGCGAAGCCUGAACGCCUGCCGGUGAGUCAGAAAGGGUCCCAGGAAACCUGUGAAUGUUGAAGAAAAUUCGUCUGUGAAUUUGUGGUAUUCAAACAGGAGUCAGUAUUUAUAUUCAUCUUUUAAACUGGGAAGAUUUAUAUUUUAUUUUAAACCUUCUUGAUAUUUACAAUGAAUGGACACAGUGAUGAAGAAAGUGUUAGAAACAGUAGUGGAGAAUCAAGCCAGUCAGAUGAUGAUUCUGGGUCAGCUUCAGGUUCUGGAUCUGGUUCGAGUUCUGGAAGCAGCAGUGAUGGAAGCAGUAGCCAGUCAGGUAGCAGUGACUCUGACUCUGGAUCUGAAUCGGGCAGUCAGUCAGAGUCUGAGUCGGACAAUUCCCGAGAAAAUAAAGUUCAAGCAAAACCACCAAAAGUUGAUGGAGCUGAGUUCUGGAAAUCUAGCCCUAGUAUUCUGGCUGUUCAGAGGUCUGCAAUGCUCAAGAAGCAGCAGCAGCAGCAGCAUCAAGCUUCAUCUAAUAGUGGAUCAGAAGAGGAUUCCUCCAGCAGUGAAGAUUCUGAUGACUCAUCAAGUGAGGUCAAAAGGAAAAAGCAUAAAGAUGAAGAUUGGCAGAUGUCUGGGUCGGGAUCUCCAUCUCAGUCUGGUUCAGAUUCGGAAUCUGAAGAAGAAAGAGAGAAAAGUAGUUGUGAUGAAACAGAAUCUGACUAUGAGCCAAAAAACAAAAGUAGAAAACCUCAGAAUAGAUCAAAGUCAAAAAAUGGAAAAAAGAUUAUUGGACAAAAAAAGAGGCAGAUUGAUUCAUCUGAGGAGGAGGAGGAGGAUGAAGAUUAUGAUAAUGAUAAAAGAAGUUCUCGUCGCCAAGCAACUGUCAAUGUUAGUUAUAAGGAAGAUGAAGAAAUGAAAACAGAUUCUGAUGACCUAUUAGAAGUCUGUGGAGAGGAUGUUCCUCAACCUGAGGAAGAGGAAUUUGAAACAAUAGAACGGUUUAUGGAUUGUCGGAUUGGGAGAAAAGGAGCUACUGGUGCUACUACAACCAUCUAUGCAGUUGAAGCAGACGGUGACCCGAAUGCAGGAUUUGAAAAAAACAAGGAACCAGGAGAGAUCCAGUAUUUAAUUAAAUGGAAAGGAUGGUCACAUAUCCACAAUACUUGGGAGACAGAAGAAACCCUAAAGCAACAGAAUGUUAGAGGAAUGAAAAAAUUAGAUAAUUAUAAGAAAAAAGAUCAGGAAACAAAAAGAUGGUUGAAAAAUGCUUCUCCAGAAGAUGUGGAAUAUUACAAUUGCCAGCAAGAACUUACAGAUGAUCUCCACAAGCAGUAUCAAAUAGUGGAGCGAAUAAUUGCUCAUUCCAAUCAAAAGUCAGCUGCUGGCUAUCCUGAUUAUUACUGCAAAUGGCAGGGCCUUCCAUACUCAGAAUGCAGCUGGGAAGAUGGAGCUCUCAUUUCAAAAAAGUUCCAAGCAUGCAUAGAUGAGUAUUUUAGCAGGAAUCAAUCAAAAACCACUCCUUUUAAAGAUUGCAAAGUAUUAAAACAAAGGCCAAGAUUUGUAGCCCUAAAGAAGCAGCCGUCCUAUAUUGGAGGACAUGAGGGUUUAGAAUUAAGAGAUUAUCAACUGAAUGGUUUAAAUUGGCUUGCUCAUUCUUGGUGCAAAGGAAAUAGUUGCAUACUUGCUGAUGAGAUGGGCCUUGGAAAAACAAUACAGACUAUCUCAUUUUUAAAUUAUUUGUUUCAUGAACACCAAUUAUAUGGACCUUUUCUAUUAGUAGUACCACUCUCUACUCUCACUUCCUGGCAAAGGGAGAUUCAGACAUGGGCUUCUCAAAUGAAUGCUGUGGUUUAUUUAGGUGACAUCAACAGCAGAAACAUGAUAAGAACUCAUGAAUGGAUGCAUCCCCAGACUAAACGGUUAAAAUUUAAUAUCCUGUUAACAACUUAUGAAAUCUUACUGAAGGAUAAGGCAUUCCUUGGAGGUCUGAAUUGGGCAUUUAUAGGUGUAGAUGAAGCACAUCGAUUAAAGAAUGAUGACUCUCUUCUGUACAAAACUUUAAUAGAUUUUAAGUCCAAUCACCGUCUCCUUAUCACUGGAACUCCUCUACAAAACUCCCUCAAAGAGCUCUGGUCUUUGCUACAUUUCAUUAUGCCAGAAAAGUUUUCUUCCUGGGAAGAUUUUGAAGAAGAACAUGGCAAAGGCAGAGAAUAUGGUUAUGCAAGCCUCCACAAGGAGCUUGAGCCGUUUCUGUUACGCAGGGUUAAGAAAGAUGUGGAAAAAUCUCUUCCUGCCAAGGUUGAACAGAUUUUAAGAAUGGAAAUGAGUGCUUUACAGAAACAAUAUUACAAAUGGAUAUUAACUAGGAAUUACAAAGCCCUCAGCAAAGGUUCCAAGGGCAGUACCUCAGGCUUUUUGAAUAUUAUGAUGGAGCUAAAGAAAUGUUGUAACCAUUGCUACCUCAUUAAACCACCAGAUAAUAAUGAAUUCUAUAAUAAACAGGAGGCCUUACAACACUUAAUCCGUAGUAGCGGAAAAUUAAUUCUUCUUGACAAACUGUUAAUUCGCCUAAGAGAGCGAGGCAAUAGAGUUCUUAUUUUUUCUCAAAUGGUGCGGAUGUUAGAUAUACUUGCAGAAUAUUUGAAAUAUCGUCAGUUCCCCUUUCAACGAUUAGAUGGAUCAAUAAAAGGGGAGCUGAGGAAACAAGCCCUAGAUCAUUUUAAUGCUGAAGGAUCAGAGGAUUUCUGCUUUUUGCUUUCCACAAGAGCUGGAGGUUUAGGAAUUAACUUAGCCUCAGCUGACACUGUUGUUAUAUUUGAUUCUGAUUGGAAUCCACAGAAUGAUCUUCAGGCACAGGCUAGAGCUCAUCGAAUUGGGCAGAAGAAGCAGGUGAACAUUUAUCGUCUGGUUACAAAGGGAUCAGUUGAAGAGGAUAUUCUUGAAAGGGCCAAAAAGAAGAUGGUUUUAGAUCAUCUUGUGAUUCAAAGAAUGGACACCACUGGGAAGACAGUACUACACACAGGUUCUGCUCCCUCAAGUUCUACUCCUUUCAAUAAAGAAGAGUUAUCAGCCAUUUUAAAGUUUGGUGCUGAGGAACUUUUUAAGGAGCCUGAAGGAGAAGAACAAGAGCCCCAGGAAAUGGAUAUAGAUGAAAUUUUGAAGAGGGCUGAAACCCAUGAAAAUGAACCAGGCCCUUUAACCGUUGGAGACGAAUUACUUUCUCAGUUCAAGGUUGCCAACUUUUCAAAUAUGGAUGAGGAUGACAUUGAGUUGGAACCUGAAAGAAAUUCAAAGAAUUGGGAAGAAAUCAUUCCUGAAGAUCAAAGAAGACGAUUAGAAGAAGAAGAAAGACAAAAGGAACUUGAAGAAAUUUAUAUGCUCCCAAGAAUGAGAAAUUGUGCAAAACAGAUUAGCUUCAAUGGAAGUGAAGGGAGGCGCAGCAGAAAUAGGAGAUACUCUGGAUCUGAUAGCGAUUCGAUCUCAGAAAGGAAAAGGCCAAAGAAACGUGGAAGACCACGAACUAUCCCUCGGGAAAAUAUUAAAGGAUUUAGUGAUGCAGAAAUUCGGCGGUUUAUCAAGAGUUAUAAGAAAUUUGGUGGCCCUCUGGAAAGAUUAGAUGCAAUUGCUCGAGAUGCUGAAUUAGUUGAUAAGUCAGAGACAGAUCUCAGACGACUAGGAGAAUUGGUACAUAAUGGUUGCAUUAAAGCUUUAAAGGACAAUUCUUCAGGAACAGAACGAACAGGUGGCAGACUUGGAAAAGUUAAGGGUCCAACAUUCCGAAUAUCAGGCGUACAGGUGAAUGCCAAGCUAGUCAUCUCCCAUGAAGAAGAAUUAAUACCAUUGCACAAAUCCAUUCCUUCAGAUCCAGAAGAAAGAAAACAGUACACCAUCCCAUGCCACACAAAGGCAGCUCAUUUUGAUAUAGACUGGGGCAAAGAAGAUGAUUCCAAUUUGUUAAUUGGUAUCUACGAAUAUGGCUAUGGAAGCUGGGAAAUGAUAAAAAUGGAUCCUGACCUCAGUCUGACACACAAGAUUCUUCCAGAUGAUCCUGAUAAAAAACCACAAGCAAAACAGUUACAGACACGUGCAGACUACCUCAUCAAAUUACUUAGUAAAGAUCUUGCAAGAAAAGAAGCUCAGAGACUUUCUGGUGCAGGAGGUUCAAAGAGGCGAAAAGCAAGAGCUAAGAAGAAUAAAGCAAUGAAGUCUAUAAAAGUAAAAGAGGAAAUAAAAAGUGAUUCUUCUCCCUUGCCCUCAGAAAAGUCUGACGAAGAUGAUGAUAAGGAUGAGAUCACUUCUGUGAAACAUCCAAAUAAAAAAAUUAAAACAGAAGGAGACAGUGAAGAGAAACCUGAGCCAGAUGUUUGUAUAAAGAAGGAACCAGAAGAAAAGAGGGAAGCAAAAGAAAAGGAAAAUAAAAGAGAACUUAAAAGGGAGAUAAAAGAAAAAGAGGAUAAGAAAGAUAUAAAGGAAAAAGAUUUUAAAGAGAAAAGAGAAAACAAAGUAAAAGAAGCUAUACAAAAAGAAAAAGACAUAAAGGAAGAAAAGUUGAACGAAUCUAAAUCUGAGAGCAAGGAAAGGUCUAAGAAAUCUUCAUUGUCAGAUGCUCCAGUUCAUAUCACUGCAAGUGGUGAACCGGUUCCCAUAUCUGAAGAAUCUGAAGAGCUGGAUCAGAAAACAUUCAGCAUUUGUAAAGAAAGAAUGAGACCUGUCAAAGCAGCUUUGAAGCAACUUGAUAGGCCUGAGAAAGGCCUUUCAGAAAGAGAACAACUGGAACAUACUAGACAGUGCUUAAUAAAAAUUGGAGACCAUAUCACUGAAUGUCUGAAAGAGUAUACAAAUCCUGAACAGAUCAAGCAGUGGAGGAAAAACCUGUGGAUUUUUGUAUCGAAGUUUACUGAGUUUGAUGCAAGAAAAUUACAUAAAUUAUAUAAGCAUGCUAUUAAAAAACGGCAGGAAUCUCAGCAAAAUAAUGACCAGAACAGCAACUUGAAUACUCAAGUCAUUAGAAAUCCAGAUGUGGAAAGAUUAAAAGACAAUACAAAUCAUGAUGAUAGCAGCAGGGACAGUUAUUCAUCCGAUCGACACUUAUCUCAGUAUCAUGAUCACCAUAAAGACCGACAUCAGGGAGAUUCUUAUAAAAAGAGUGACUCUAGGAAAAGACCCUAUUCUUCCUUUAGUAAUGGUAAAGAUCAUCGUGAUUGGGAUCACUACAAGCAAGACAGCAGAUAUUACAGUGAUAGAGAGAAACACAGAAAACUGGAUGAUCACAGGAGUAGAGACCACAGGUCCAGUUUGGAAGGAAGUUUAAAAGACAGAACUCAUUCUGAUCAUCGUUCUCAUUCAGAUCAUCGGUUACAUUCAGACCAUCGGUCAAGUUCUGAAUAUACACACCAUAAAUCUUCCAGGGAUUAUAGGUAUCAUUCAGAUUGGCAAAUGGACCACAGAGCUUCCAGUAGUGGCCCUAGAUCACCACUAGAUCAGAGGUCUCCUUAUGGCUCCAGAUCUCCCUUUGAACACUCAAUUGAACACAAAAAUACACCUGAGCAUACCUGGAGUAGUCGGAAAACAUAACAAAAACUGAUACUGUCUUUCUGGAUUUUUCUUUUAGCCAUAUAUCAUAAACCAACACAGUAAUUGCCUUACAUGACUUGAAAGAUAUAAACAGAUCUUCUAUCAGUAGCAGUAUUGUUACUUCUUUCCAGGAUGCAAGGUCUAUUAUCCAAACAGAAGAGAAAAUAUUUUUAUAUUUAAGGAUUAUGCUGCACUGUACUACAAAUAUUGUAGUACUUUUUUUUUUUUCUUUUUUAAAGAAAUGGAAAAUGUUUACUAUUACAGGGACCUCAACACUGCCCUUCCAUAUAGGCUGGAUAAAAACUGUUUUUAAGUCAGUGAUUUUAGACUGACCUCCAUUUAAAUUAUGUUUGUAUAUGAACUUUACUCUGACCUGUGAUCAUGUUUCAGGAAGGAAUGAAAGAGAGUCUUUUCUUAAUAAAGAAAACACACUCAAGGACUUUGUUCACUUUCCAAAGCUACUUGUUUACAUUGUACACUGCGACCACCUUGCCGCUUUUCAUCACAAGCUUGAAUAUUUAAAUUCUGUACUUAUAUCUGUAAAAUAGCCAGGAAUUUCCUGUUUGUGAUUAUUAUGCCUUUUUACACACACAAACAAUGGCUGUAAAUUAUUGUAAAUGGAUUAAAUGAGCUUUCCUUAUUUCCUUCCCCUUCUCAGGCUUUUUUUGACUGUUCCUUUCCCUACCAACUCAGGCCUUCUUAUCAUUUAAAAAAUAUAUAUCAGUGUAAUAACACUUUUUAAUGAUUUGUCUUGAUGGAAUCAUUAUUUAGAAUGUAAAAAAUGGGGAAAGGGGCCACUUAAUUCCAUUAGUCCUUUUUAUAUUGACUUUUAUUAGAUACAUGUUAUUUCCUUUUUCUCCCUUUUUUAAGUCAAAAUAUUGUGUAUGUAGUGACAAAAUGGUGAGAUAUGUAAAAAUCUAAACUGCAUGCUCUGGAAACCUUUUCAGAUGCAUUUGGUUUAAAAGGGUAGGUGUAUGAACACUUUCAGAAUCCAAACGGCCAAAAGUUAUUGUAAAUCCAUUUGUUUUCCUUUUCAUGUGGGCAAUAAUGUCAAAUGUGCUAUGCAGCCAGGUAACAUUUUAGAUAAACUUGAUUGACUUUUAAUAAAAACUGUUACAGUGCACACUGAUUGUAUAUAAAAACCUUAUAUAUGACAAAUUAAAUUUAAGAAAAAGGAUAUGUGGGCUCCUGUAAUUUUCUGCUGCAUUCUUAUUCCCUCAAGCACUUAGCUUUUUUUUUUUUUAAGUAGUAACAUUUAGUUUCCAGAAAAGGAUAUUUUGGUAAGCAGUUGGAGAGCUAAUGUGUAGCACUACCACUAAAUCUAUUUUGAAGACCAUUUAAAUCUAUGAAGUAAAAUUUAGAUCAUAGAAAUCUUUGUUGGAUUCUUUUUUUUUCCCUGCAGAUAUUAUUUUAGAAUGCCUUAUAUUUAUUUACAGAUUUUUAUUUUGAUAUACUCAGUGGGAAUUUUUUAAUCAUGCGGCAUACAUAUGUUUUCUGUAAUGUAACAAAUUUGAACCUUAACUUUGAUAAAUAUAAGAGUGUAUUGAUAUAUUCCUAUAAUAUUCUUAAAUGUCUCUUGAGCUAUGGGAGUGAUGUACAGAAAUUUGUCCAUAGAUGUAUUUUUUAAUAUUUUCCUUUUAUCUAGUUAGGUCUAAAAUUUACACUAUGUGUACAAAACAAAGCUUCUUUAUCCCCUCCCACCUUUUUUUUUUAAAGCAAUGAUUCCUCUUUUAUUAGUUACCCUGAAUGUAAAGACUACAUCCUGGUAUGUCAGAUAACAUGAAGAAUAACUCAAUUUUUAAAUAUCUAAUUAUAAUUAAAUGUAAAAGUGAUGAAACAAUUUAGUGUUGGUAUACAUUUUUUAAGCCUUUCACUUUUUCCACUAUUAGUAAAAAAUGAUUUUUUAUUACACAAGAUAGCAUUUAUUAAAAAAUUAUAAUGCUUAAUAAAGUCAUAAUCAUUAACCCAGCAAACAGAUUAGGGUUGGCAUUUUUAGCUCAUCACUUUGUAGCUGGGAUAUUUGCAUUAUAUCCUAUUGUGAAAAUUUCAUAGAACAGUAUUACAUUUUUUGAGACAAUGGAAUGGGCUCUAACUUUAACAAUGCUACGUUUAAAUAUUUCAGCCAACAAAUUUGCUGAGUUGAAUGAAAAAUCUAAAUAUGUAACAUUUAUCAAUUGAUAUUAUUUAUUAUUUGUAAGAAUCAGCCAUUACAUAGAAAAGGAACAAGCCAUAAGUUAUUUUAAAGACACAAUGGAGAAGAACUUUAGUACAUAGCUAUAACAGGAAAACCUUCUCUAUAAAAUAUGCUUAAUUUUCGUCUUUUUACGUGCUCCUUCUGAUUUGCUAUUUUUAUCCAUUUGUGUUUAAUUUCUCAAGGAUGAGAGUACUGUAUCAAUUAACCCUUCACCCUAAUAAUAUACAAUAAAUGAUUCUUACUAAAAGCAAUGGCCUGUUUGCAUAUAAAGAAAAUACUCUUUGUUUAGGAUAUGUCAGAAACUAAUUUUCAGACUGGAGAACUGGAGUGUGGAUGAUUCAUUCAUUAAUUUCAGAGUGAUUGGGCUUAAUAAAAUUAGAACCUUUACAGUUGCAUAAAACAGUUUACAUGUAUAAUUUUCCUUUUGUGAUCUGUUUUUGUACUUAAUGAAAGGGUUGUGUAGAUUGAUUAUAUGUUGAUUUAGAGAUUUCAUUUCCUUGAGAUUUAUCAAGAAUAUGCACAAAGGGUAAAUGGCAUAAUUCUGUCUUUGCAGUACAUUACUGUUUCUGACUAGAAAAAUGAUCAUUGGAUUAUGAAUUUUUAAGGUGGGAGGAUUUGAAAAAGUAACUAAUCAUUAAGUAUGGAAUUUUUUUUCCCCUGGACUUUCCCAGCUUCAUCAGAAACAAUUUAAAUGUGAACUGGUAAAUGUGGCUUAAUUGUUAAAAUUUUGAGUAGUUCAUUACUUAGCAAAAAAAAAAA